AUGUCAGACUGUGAGAUUGACAGGAAAGCUUUGCAGGAUCGUAUCACCUCUCUCACAGAAGAGAUGGUCCUCAAGGAUCAGUCCUCUGUAGGGGAAAUUACCGAAAUAACCAAAGACUACACCUUAAAGGUCAGUUCUCUUCAGGAGCAGAUGGAGGGGCUGCAGCAGUCCUUGAUAGAUAAAGACAAAAUUAUUACGACAAAUCAAAGUCUGAUGUCAGACUUUGAGGUCGACAGGAAAGCUUUGCAGGAUCGUAUCACCUCUCUCACAGAAGAGAUGGUCCUCAUGGAUCAGUCCUCUGUGGGGGAAAUUACCGAAAUAACCAAAGACUACACCUUAAAGGUCAGUUCUCUUCAGGAGCAGAUGGAGGGGCUGCAGCAGUCCUUGAUAGAUAAAGACAAAAUUAUUACGACAAAUCAAAGUCUGAUGUCAGACUUUGAGAUCGACAGGAAAGCUUUGCAGGAUCGUAUCACCUCUCUCACAGAAGAGAUGGUCCUCAAGGAUCAGUCCUCUGUGGGGGAAAUUACCGAAAUAACCAAAGACUACACCUUAAAGGUCAGUUCUCUUCAGGAGCAGAUGGAGGGGCUGCAGCAGUCCUUGAUAGAUAAAGACAAAAUUAUUACGACAAAUCAAAGUCUGAUGUCAGACUUUGAGAUUGACAGGAAAGCUUUGCAGGAUCGUAUCACCUCUCUCACAGAAGAGAUGGUCCUCAUGGAUCAGUCCUCUGUGGGGGAAAUUACCGAAAUAACCAAAGACUACACCUUAAAGGUCAGUUCUCUUCAGGAGCAGAUGGAGGGGCUGCAGCAGUCCUUGAUCGAUAAAGACAAAAUUAUUACAACAAAUCAAAGUCUUAUGUCAGACUUUGAGAUCGACAGGAAAGCUUUGCAGGAUCGUAUCACCUCUCUCACAGAAGAGAUGGUCCUCAAGGAUCAGUCCUCUGUGGGGGAAAUUACCGAAAUAACCAAAGACUACACCUUAAAGGUCAGUUCUCUUCAGGAGCAGAUGGAGGUGCUGCAGCAGUCCUUGAUCGAUAAAGACAAAAUUAUUACGACAAAUCAAAGUCUGAUGUCAGACUUUGAGAUUGACAGGAAAGCUUUGCAGGAUCGUAUCACCUCUCUCACAGAAGAGAUGGUCCUCAUGGAUCAGUCCUCUGUGGGGGAAAUUACCGAAAUAACCAAAGACUACACCUUAAAGGUCAGUUCUCUUCAGGAGCAGAUGGAGGGGCUGCAGCAGUCCUUGAUCGAUAAAGACAAAAUUAUUACUACAAAUCAAAGUCUUAUGUCAGACUUUGAGAUCGACAGGAAAGCUUUGCAGGAUCGUAUCACCUCUCUCACAGAAGAGAUGGUCCUCAGGGAUCAGUCCUCUGUGGGGGAAAUUACCGAAAUAACCAAAGACUACACCUUAAAGGUCAGUUCUCUUCAGGAGCAGAUGGAGGUGCUGCAGCAGUCCUUGAUCGAUAAAGACAAAAUUAUUACGACAAAUCAAAGUCUGAUGUCAGACUUUGAGAUUGACAGGAAAGCUUUGCAGGAUCGUAUCACCUCUCUCACAGAAGAGAUGGUCCUCAUGGAUCAGUCCUCUGUGGGGGAAAUUACCGAAAUAACCAAAGACUACACCUUAAAGGUCAGUUCUCUUCAGGAGCAGAUGGAGGGGCUGAAGCAGUCCUUGAUCGAUAAAGACAAAAUUAUUACGACAAAUCAAAGUCUUAUGUCAGACUUUGAGAUCGACAGGAAAGCUUUGCAGGAUCGUAUCACCUCUCUCACAGAAGAGAUGGUCCUCAAGGAUCAGUCCUCUGUGGGGGAAAUUACCGAAAUAACCAAAGACUACACCUUAAAGGUCAGUUCUCUUCAGGAGCAGAUGGAGGUGCUGCAGCAGUCCUUGAUCGAUAAAGACAAAAUUAUUACGACAAAUCAAAGUCUGAUGUCAGACUUUGAGAUUGACAGGAAAGCUUUGCAGGAUCGUAUCACCUCUCUCACAAAAGAGAUGGUCCUCAAGGAUCAGUCCUCUGUGGGGGAAAUUACCGAAAUAACCAAAGACUACACCUUAAAGGUCAGUUCUCUUCAGGAGCAGAUGGAGGGGCUGCAGCAGUCCUUGAUCGAUAAAGACAAAAUUAUUACGACAAAUCAAAGUCUGAUGUCAGACUUUGAGAUCGACAGGAUAACUUUGCAGGAUCGUAUCACCUCUCUCACAGCAGAGAUGGUCCUCAAGGAUCAGUCCUCUAUGGGGGAAAUUACCGAAAUAACCAAAGACUACACCUUAAAGGUCAGUUCUCUUCAGGAGCAGAUGGAGGGGCUGCAGCAGUCCUUGAUAGAUAAAGACAAAAUUAUUAUGACAAAUCAAAGUCUGAUGUCAGACUUUGAGAUUGACAGGAAAGCUUUGCAGGAUCGUAUCACCUCUCUCACAGAAGAGAUGGUCCUCAAGGAUCAGUCCUCUGUGGGGGAAAUUACCGAAAUAACCAAAGACUACACCUUAAAGGUCAGUUCUCUUCAGGAGCAGAUGGAGGAGCUGCAGCAGUCCUUGAUAGAUAAAGACAAAAUUAUUACGACAAAUCAAAGUCUGAUGUCAGACUUUGAGAUUGACAGGAAAGCUUUGCAGGAUCGUAUCACCUCUCUCACAGCAGAGAUGGUCCUCAAGGAUCAGUCCUCUGUGGCAGAAAUUACCGAAAUAACCAAAGACCUCACCUUAAAGGUCAGUUCUCUUCAGGAGCAGAUGGAGGGGCUGCAGCAGUCCUUGAUAGAUAAAGACAAAAUUAUUACGACAAAUCAAAGUCUGAUGUCAGACUUUGAGAUCGACAGGAAAGCUUUGCAGGAUCGUAUCACCUCUCUCACAGAAGAGAUGGUCCUCAAGGAUCAGUCCUCUGUGGGGGAAAUUACCGAAAUAACCAAAGACUACACCUUAAAGGUCAGUUCUCUGCAGGAGCAGAUGGAGGGGCUGCAGCAGUCCUUGAUAGAUAAAGACAAAAUUAUUACGACAAAUCAAAGUCUGAUGUCAGACUUUGAGAUCGAAAGGAAAGCUUUGCAGGAUCGUAUCACCUCUCUCACAGAAGAGAUGGCCCUCAAGGAUCAGUCCUCUAUGGGGGAAAUUACCGAAAUAACCAAAGACUACACCUUAAAGGUCAGUUCUCUUCAGGAGCAGAUGGAGGGGCUGCAGCAGUCCUUGAUAGAUAAAGACAAAAUUAUAACGACAAAUCAAAGUCUGAUGUCAGACUUUGAGAUCGACAGGAAAGCUUUGCAGGAUCGUAUCACCUCUCUCACAGAAGAGAUGGUCCUCAAAGAUCAGUCCUCUAUGGGGGAAAUUACCGAAAUAACCAAAGACUACACCUUAAAGGUCAGUUCUCUUCAGGAGCAGAUGGAGGGGCUGCAGCAGUCCUUGAUAGAUAAAGACAAAAUUAUUACGACAAAUCAAAGUCUGAUUUCAGACUUUGAGAUUGACAGGAAAGCUUUGCGGGACCGUAUCACCUCUCUCACAGCAGAGAUGGUUUUCAAGGAUCAGUCAUACCAGGAGGAAAAGACCAAUAAGGAUCUGGAAAAUGAGUCUUUCUUUGAUGCCCUGGACUUUGUUUCUGAGGAGAAAGAUGUGGAAACAUCUGCUUACAGAACAAUAGGCAAAUAUCUCAUCAGGGGACUCAUCGGGUUGAGUGCAGUGACUGUGUCUGCCACCGGGGGCUUCCUUCUCGGCCGUUCGGUCUGGAGUGAAGAUGCGUGCUGUUACUGUGGCUUUGAUGAGACUCCUGCUUACUUCUAA
Molecule: messenger RNA, 3741 nt
Organism: Knipowitschia caucasica
Lineage: Eukaryota; Metazoa; Chordata; Actinopteri; Gobiiformes; Gobiidae
Source: the annotation of a GenBank genome assembly